Molecule: messenger RNA, 1943 nt
Organism: Colletotrichum destructivum
Lineage: Eukaryota; Fungi; Ascomycota; Sordariomycetes; Glomerellales; Glomerellaceae
Product: Putative acyl-CoA dehydrogenase, acyl-CoA oxidase/dehydrogenase, middle domain-containing protein
Exons: 3
Coding region: 304-1644 (446 amino acids)
Cellular component (GO): mitochondrion
Molecular function (GO): acyl-CoA dehydrogenase activity; flavin adenine dinucleotide binding
Source: RefSeq, a predicted model, not a curated record
UUGAUACUUUCCCGUUUUCCUCUUAGACUCUUUCUUAAAGUCGAUCGUAGCCUCCCAUCUCCUGUCCGUCCACCCCUUCAUUUUGGAAAACCGUCUAAGGCCAAUUGACUAAGUUCGCCCGGGCGUCACCCUCUUCGUUUGAAUCGUACAGCCGAGACAACAGGCCGAGGCCAUAAGUACCUGGUCAGCUCCGAGGAUCUGCGAUCACCCACACCUCCGGCGACUUUUCCUGCUUUUCACUCUUCCUUCCCCUGACUUCUUUUCGAGUGAUCUCGCGGUUGUCUACACUUUGCAUCUUUCAUCAUGUCGUCGAUUGCAAGGGCUAUGCGCCCUGUCAUGAGGGGAAGCCGCGGUGUCUCUGCUCUCGCCAGAGCUAGGACAUGCACACCGGGCAGAGCAUUCUCGCCACUCCAGCAGACCGCCAGACCUCUCUCUACCACUCAGCGCCGCCGCAAUGCCGACCACCUCGACAUCACCGACAUCCCUCCUACGCCCAUCAGCCAUCUCUCCGAGGUGGAGGCCGCCAUGCAGGAGACUGUGAGCAAGUUCGCCAACGACGUGAUCGCGCCCAAGGUGCGCGCGAUGGACGAGGCCGAGAACAUGGACCCGACCAUUGUGGAGCAGCUCUUCGAACAGGGUCUUAUGGGCGUCGAGAUCCCCGAGGAGUACGGCGGCGCCGGCAUGAACUUCACGAGCGCCAUCAUAGGCAUCGAAGAGCUCGCGCGAGUGGACCCCAGCGUCAGCGUGCUCGUCGACGUCCACAACACCCUCGUCAAUACCGCCAUCAUCAGAUGGGGCAGCUCCCAGCUCAAGAAGCGCUUCUUGCCCAAGCUCGCCACCAACACUGUCGGCAGCUUCUGUCUGAGCGAGCCCGCCAGCGGCUCCGACGCCUUCGCACUGACGACCAAGGCGACCAGGACGGAGAGCGGCUACAAGAUCAGCGGCUCCAAGAUGUGGAUCACAAACUCCCAGGAGGCCGGCUUCUUCAUUGUCUUUGCGAACCUGGACCCCUCCAAGGGGUACAAGGGCAUCAGCGCCUUCAUCGUCGAGAAGGAUGCCAAGGGCUUCUCCAUUGCCAAGAAGGAGAAGAAACUCGGCAUCAAGGCCAGCAGCACGUGCGUCCUCAACUUUGACGACGUCGAGAUCCCAAAGGAAAACCUCCUCGGCGAGGAGGGCUCCGGUUACAAGUAUGCCAUCGGUAUCCUGAACGAGGGCCGCAUCGGCAUCGCUGCCCAGAUGACCGGUCUUGCCCUCGGCUCCUGGGAGAAUGCCGUCAGGUACGUCUGGAACGACCGCAAGCAGUUCGGCCAGCUCGUCGGCGAAUUCCAGGGCAUGCAGCACCAGAUCGCGCAGUCGUACACCGAGAUCGCGGCCGCGCGGGCUCUCGUCUUCAACGCGGCGCGCAAGAAGGAGGCCGGUGAGAACUUCGUCAUGGACGCCGCCAUGGCCAAGCUGUACGCCAGCCAGGUCGCCGGCCGCGUCAGCGGCCUCGCCAUCGAGUGGAUGGGCGGCAUGGGCUUCGUCCGCGACGGCCCCGCCGAGAAGUUCUGGCGCGACAGCAAGAUCGGCGCCAUCUACGAGGGCACCAGCAACAUCCAGCUCAACACCAUUGCCAAGCUGCUGCAGAAGGAGUACACCGCAUGAAUGCCGUGCUUUCUUCCUUGACAUAACCCUUUGUUUGAGUGAGGGGGGAUACUGGCGAAAUUGGACGGAUCGUGUAGAUUGGUAGACGGAGUUUUGUAAAAGAGCGACACGAUUCGGUGUUGAGGCGUCUUGCCUCGAAACAUGGCUACUUUACUCGCUCUUCUGGAAUACUCGCGUGAUUGCCCGAACAGGUCUCGCGUAUCGCGUGAACGAGAUCUAGCCGACCUGAUGUCGGCAAUGCCGCUGCACGGGAGUAUCUGCCGAUGACGUGACUCCCCCCCUGUCGCGCUCAUUCUUGC